This is a messenger RNA of Penicillium argentinense, 1392 nucleotides long. RefSeq names its product E3 ubiquitin-protein ligase RNF103. The coding region runs from base 1 to 1392 and encodes 463 amino acids. NCBI's taxonomy places the organism in Eukaryota, Fungi, Ascomycota, Eurotiomycetes, Eurotiales, Aspergillaceae. The transcript has 2 exons. The record is from RefSeq and is a predicted model, not a curated record.
AUGUCUCGCACUGCGCCACCCGAUUCGCAAGCCACCGUCGCCACUUUAUUUGCAGGCCCGGGCAGCGCCUCGAAUUCAACCUCGUCAGUCAGUGAAAACGUGGGUUUCCGAUUCGUUCUGGACCGGACCGUCCAGACUCUCUCCAGCAACGGCGUCCCCGAGUCUGGCUCCGUGUCGGGCCUUCUAUUCGUUCCAAGCCUCAGCCCCAAAGAUUCAUGUAAUGAGGACCUCGCCUCGCAUAUCCCAUCGAACGUGACUCGGCAUGAGGAUGUUUCAGAAUUCGGGUACCCGGUCAUCGGACUCGCCCCAUGGAUAUCCGACCACUGCACGCAAAAGUUCCUGGCUGCCUCGCGGGAUGUUGGCACAUCAGCUCUGGUUUUCUUUCAGCCGGACAGCAAUAAAACCGGGCUUCCACCCCCAGCGACCGACGACGGCUGGAAGUUAAAAGACGAGCGGUGGAGGGGUGACAACGAUUAUCCUGUCUACGCCAUACCCGGUCCUGCAGGUGUGACCUUGAUGCGAGAGCUCUCGUGGUUCUCUGACAAUACCUCCCAGAACUCGACUCGUCACAGUAACCGGGCUGCUCGAGAUAACGACAGUGAUCGACUAUUUACUAUGAUUGAUACCAGUAAGUCAAUUCCGGCUAGUAUAUAUGCGUUCUAUACUCAUGCGGCCUUAGACACUACACCCACCGCAGAACCCAGUCUCUGGAGCUUUGUGCUCGCCAUCUUGGGAACUAUAGUGGGUCUCACGCUGGUCUUGCUGGUUCUCUAUCGCAUGCUUCAACGGAGACGACGAGAAUUGCUUCGCCAGCGCAUCAAUUCUGGAGAAGUCGAUAUCGAGCAGCUGGCCAUGAACCAGCUCACAGUUCCCCGAGAAAUCGUCGACAAAAUGCCUCUCUACACGUAUUUAGGCUUCACACCAGAGCCGGAGUCAGGGACCCCUAAGACUCCUGUGCUCUCCGAUGUUUUGGAGGUUUAUGCCACCAGCAACGCCAGCACGACUUCGAUGCCAUCUGUUGCAGAGGAACGAAGAAAUACGGAGAGUUAUGCUGGGAUUCAACGACCCGAGCCGGCCGUCAUCAAACCUUCGACAGAUGGCGCAGAUGCUGAGCAAAAUGAAAGACUCUCAUCCCAAAAUCCCUUCCGGAUGAGCCAUACGCAAACCACUUGUGCUAUCUGCCUGGACGAUUUUGUGGCCGGGUCAACCACCGUUCGAGAACUUCCCUGCGGGCAUAUUUUUGACCCAGGAUGCAUCGACGACUAUCUCACCGAGACCAGUAGUCUGUGCCCUCUGUGUAAGAAGAGCGUCUUACCAACAGGAUCGUGUCCAAUUCCGGUGACGAACGAGAUGGUUCGACAAGAAGCGGCAACCCGGCGGAGCCGAAGCUAG